Molecule: messenger RNA, 926 nt
Organism: Orussus abietinus
Lineage: Eukaryota; Metazoa; Arthropoda; Insecta; Hymenoptera; Orussidae
Exons: 8
Coding region: 12-926 (304 amino acids)
Source: RefSeq, a predicted model, not a curated record
GGGCGGCCAGGAUGGAUCUACUUUUACUGCUGCUCGUACUUCUGCUGCGGCGAGAGGCCGGCGCCCUGAAGCUACUCGACGUGAGCGUCCCGCCGUACACCCUCCGGGGUGAAAACGCCCUCCUGGUGUGCAGAUACGACCUGGGGUCCGAUAAGCUGUACGCCGUGUCCUGGUACAAGGACAACGAGGAGUUCUACCGAUACGUGCCGAAGGGGGCGCCCAAUCAGCACAGCUAUCGCGUGGAAGGCGUCAAAGUCGACCACCACUCAUCGAACGAACAGAAGGUGCUCCUACAGAACGUGGGCCUGACGACGUCGGGCCGGUACAAGUGCGAAGUCAGCGCGGAGGCGCCAAACUUCACGUUGGUCCAGGGCGAGGCACCGAUGGAAGUCGUGUCGUUGCCCCGAGAGGACCCCGUCAUCACGGGGGAGGAGGAGAUCUACUCGACAGGUGACAUCCUCGCCCUGAACUGCACGACCGCGAAGUCGCACCCGCCGGCAAGAAUCGCCUGGUACGUCAAUGGGGUGCAGCUGCGAGCAGACUCGGAGACGACGAUCGGUCAGCACGGGCUGGUCUCGUCGGUGUCGAGCCUCAGGCUCGAGGUAGGCCCUCGACACCUGUCCAGUGGGCGAAUCAGCGUCAGAUGCGAGGCGACGAUACAGCUCAUCCACCAGGAGGCCGAGGCGCUGAUGGACCUGCGCGACACCCAGGUCUUCGGGACCCAGGAUACUCAUCAUCAGGAACCUAAGGUACAUCGUCAGGAGCCUGGGACACCCAUCAACAGGAGCUUGAAGUACAUCAUCAAGAUUCUAUGGUACCCAUCAUCAGGGACCCAGGAUACUCAUCAUCAGGAACCUAAGGUACAUCAUCAGGAGCCUGGGACACCCAUCAAUAGGAGCCUAAAGUACAUCACCAGGAUUCUAUGA